Messenger RNA from Dimorphilus gyrociliatus, 2113 nucleotides. NCBI's taxonomy places the organism in Eukaryota, Metazoa, Annelida, Polychaeta, Dinophilidae. The record is from the annotation of a GenBank genome assembly.
AAUGAGCAAGAAAAAUCUCUUAGAAAGACUAAACGAAGGUAUCGUUGUUGGUGAUGGAGGAUUUCUGUUUUCUCUUGAAAAAAGAGGAUACGUACAAGCUGGUCCAUGGACACCAGAAGCGGCUGUUGAACAUCCGGAAGCGGUUAAACAAUUGCAUAAAGAAUUUCUAAGAGCAGGAGCAGAUGUUGUUCAAGCUUUUACUUUCUUUGCAAACGAAGGGAAAAUAAGUGCUGGUGAAAUUGAACAUUCAAGCGCCAGUAUUAAUAGUUCGGCUUGUAAAAUUGCUAGAGAGGUAGCAGAUGAAAGUGGUGCAUUGGUUUCCGGAAGUAUAUCCCAAACAACCGGCUAUCAAAAUGGUAAAGAAAAGGAAGAAGUUCAGGAAGAAUUUCGAAAACAAUUGCAAAUUUUCAAGAAUAAUGACAUUGAUUUCAUAAUAUGCGAAUAUUUUGAAAAUAUAGAAGAAAUGGAAUGGGCGAUUGAAUGCUGCAAAAAAUUAUCGGAUAAACCGGUAGCCAGUACUAUGUGUAUUGGACCGAAAGGAGAUCAACGUGGUAUUCUACCAGGAGAAUGUGCCGUUAGAAUGUCAAAAGCUGGAGCUGAUGUUGUUGGAAUUAAUUGUAAAUUUGAUCCUUUUCUUCUCUUAGAGGCGAUGGAAGAGAUGAAAAAGGCUUUAGAUGAAGCAGGUCAAAAGCCUUAUUUAAUGGCUCAACCGUUAGGCUUUAUGACACCAGAUUGCACUGCAAAUGGUUACAUAGAUUUACCGGAGUUUCCAUUUGCAAUGGAGCCAAGAAUUUGUACAAGAUGGGAAAUUCAAAAGUAUGCUAGACGAGCUUACGAAUUAGGAGUUAGGUAUAUAGGUGGAUGCUGUGGUUUCGAACCUUAUCACACUAGGGCGAUCUCAGAAGAAUUAGAAAAGGAGAGAGGUAAGGCAUGCGAUGCUUCCAAAAAGCAUGGUUCAUGGGGUGAAGCUCUUCGGGGAAGCACUUUAUCUUGUGUCAGAAAGAGAGCUGGACGUGAAUAUUGGGAAAAUCUUAUUCCUGCAACUGGAAGACCCUAUUCUCCGGCUUUUAAGAAAAAGUCAGACUUUUCAUCGAAAACAACACCUGUGGCACUAAAUGAGGAGAUGUCAACGUCAUCGUACAUUCUUCGAGCUAGCGAUGAAGAAUUGACUCGUCUAGGUCCAACUAAGUUAAUUCGUAUGCUAAAAGACUGUGAAGAGGAUAGAUUGACAGAACUCAAUCGCCGUAACGAAAUGAUGAAGGACUUUAACAGUAAACUUCAGCAUAACCUUUUAGAACUUCGACAUUUAAAAGAGGUGAAUUUUCAAUUACAAAAAGAGAACCAGGAACUGAGAGACGAUUGUUGUUCCUUGUACGAAGAACAAAUGAACGAGAAAAACUUUGUCAAAGAGUGGCAAAUGCUCAAAUUUACAUCCGACAAAAUGAAGGGUGAAAUGUUGAAUUAUCAGCAGAAAUUAAGCGAAUUAGAGGGUCGACAAAAUAGUUUGGCCAAAGAGAAUACUGACUUGAAAGAGCUAUGCGUUUAUUUAGACCAAGAGAGAUUAGAUCAACGUGGUUCGGCUGAUGGAAGUAGUAAUUCCGAAAAGGAAGAAAAAGCUACGGACGAAAACGGACAAGAUAGCCACACAUCCGGUUCGAAGCAAGCAUUUAAAUAUAUAAAGCAAUUAGAAGAAUAUAUAGAUAAAUUAGAGAAUUCAAAGCAUAACAAUUGUGGUUCAAUAAGACCAGAAAAACCUCCAGAAUAUAAUGCUGAUUUCGCCGAUAGAGCAAAAAGAUAUUUUCCAUUACCAAUUCGUAGCGAAUUAUCACCGGCAUCUUCAUAUUACGAGAAAGAAAACGAUUGUCUUAAACCCCCGGAAAAGCCCAAGGCGAUAACGAAUGCUGUUAAAGUAAUGGAACUUCAUCAGCAAAUGUCAAAACCAAACGUAAAAACAACUAGUAGUAGGUCUACAACUCCAUUAUUUAACCAAUCCGACGACGAAUUAGAUGAAAAGGAGAAGGCGCUCGUUAGAGAAAUGUGUAACGUCGUAAUGCGUAAAUUAAACGACACACCCACUUCGCUUAAAGCGCCAAAGAGUAGUAUUCUCCUCUGA